Ziziphus jujuba (common jujube) is the source of this 1359-nucleotide messenger RNA. Its product is annotated as serpin-ZX-like. The record is from RefSeq and is a predicted model, not a curated record. Gene Ontology annotation, molecular function: serine-type endopeptidase inhibitor activity. The transcript is spliced from 2 exons. NCBI's taxonomy places the organism in Eukaryota, Viridiplantae, Streptophyta, Magnoliopsida, Rosales, Rhamnaceae. Bases 5 to 1201 code for a protein of 398 amino acids.
CAAAAUGGAGAACUCACCACAAUCAAACACCAGUGCCCUCUUCAACACAGACUUCUGUUUGCGGUUGACAAGCCAAAUACUUGAAAACGAAGCUCCAAAGGGCUCCAAUUUCGUGGCCUCUCCAUCAUCCUUACAUGUCAUGCUAAGCUUGAUUGCUGCAGGCUCAAAAGGCCAAACUCUGCAACAGCUUCUUCAUUUUUUAGGAUCAACUAGUGUUGGUGAUCUAAAUCUGUUGUCUUCGAAGAUUAUUAGUACUGUUGCAUCCCCGACCGAGAACCUCGAAGGUGGUCCACUUCUGUCCUUUGUCAACGGUGCUUGGCUCGAUCAAAGGUUCAUUUUGAAGCCAUCUUUCCAAGAGAUUGCCAAAGACUUUUACGAAGCUGAGAUUAAAAACGUGGACUUUGAAGCCAAGGCUAAAGAAGUGGUAGAAGAGGUGAACUUGUGGGCUCGAAUGGCAACCAAUGGACUAAUCAAACAACUCUUCCGAGACAAAUCGUUGGAUAGUGAGACCACACUUGUGCUUGCAAAUGCACUCUAUUUCAAAGGAGCAUGGGAUCAACAAUUUGACCCCUCAAUGACUCAACAAAGAGACUUUCACCUUCUCAAUGGGCAAAUUGUUCAAGCUCCUUUCAUGACCACCAAGAUAUUUAUGCGCCACCUAUAUGGAUCUUUUGAUGGUUAUAAAGUACUUCAAAUUCCCUACCAGAGUGGUCAAGAUGCCCGGAAAUUUUCCAUGUACUUUUUCCUUCCAUCUGAGCAAGAUGGGCUGCCUAAUCUAAUCCAAAUGGUCAAACUCAAUUCUGGUUUCUUGAAUCGGCAAUUCAAGACAAACUUAGAAAGCCUCCCUCAUUUAUGGAUUCCAAAAUUCAAAUUCUCUUGUGAGUUUGAAGCUUCAGAGACCAUGAAGGAUAUGGGGCUUAAACUGCCUUUCAAGCCAGGGGAGAUGACAGAAAUGGUUGAUACUGGUAAUGGUGAUGAUGGCAUUUAUGUUUCAGAUAUAUUCCAUAAGUCUUAUAUUGAAAUAAAUGAGGAAGGGACAGAAGCUGCAGCAAGCACUGCUGUUCGAUUUAAAACUCUCCGUGCCAUAAUUCCAACUCCAAGCUUUGUAGCGGACCAUCCUUUUCUGUUUAUGAUAAGAGAGGAAACUCAUGGCAUGGUUUUAUUUCUUGGAGCUGUAUUCAAUCCUCUCCUAGAUACUUGAGAUCAGCGAAUAUGCUUUGCAAGAAUAUUAUUGGUCAAAUAUAAUAUGUAUCAAGACAAAUUACCUUUCUUGUUUAUUUAAGUGCAAUAGCUUCUUUUUUUUCUUUUUUUCUUUUUUUUUCUCUUUUAAUUAAAUAAAACAUCUUACUUCCUAUACAA